Messenger RNA from Prunus avium (sweet cherry), 2846 nucleotides. RefSeq names its product potassium channel AKT1-like. Gene Ontology annotation, biological process: transmembrane transport; potassium ion transport. Gene Ontology annotation, molecular function: voltage-gated potassium channel activity; protein binding. NCBI's taxonomy places the organism in Eukaryota, Viridiplantae, Streptophyta, Magnoliopsida, Rosales, Rosaceae. Gene Ontology annotation, cellular component: membrane. The record is from RefSeq and is a predicted model, not a curated record.
AGCGCACAGCUUCCUUUGUUUCUCUCUUUUUUUUUUUGGUGAAACCAAGGAGAGAGAUUAACAAUGGAUUACGUUGGAGAGAGAGAAACAGGGGAAUAGUUGGGCAGAGUUCAGAGGCGAAGGAGGAAGAUGAUGACUUGUGAUCACAGUUAAGGUGUUGUAAAGAUGAAGGGUUCGAUGCCAAUGUCGAUAUCAAUGGCCAUGUGUGGGCAUGGCAUUAGAGAGAAAGAGACGACAGAGCAAAUGUCAAGGGAUGAAGGAAGCCAGACCAGCCAGUAUAGCAUUAACCAUGGCAUUUUGCCUUCUCUUGGUGCCACUUCUAGAAACCGUCCCAGACAUAAGCUACGUCGUUUCAUUAUCCCUCCCUUUUAUUCUCAUUACAAACUUUGGCAGUCAUUUCUGGUAUGCCUGGUUUUCUACACGGCCUGGGUGUGCCCUUUUGAAUUUGGAUUUCUGGACAGAGCAAAAGGACCCCUGGCCAUUACUGAUAAUGUUGUAAAUGGAUUUUUUGCCGUUGACAUUGUUUUGACAUUCUUUGUGGCCUACCUUGAUAAGACUUCUUAUCUCCUCAUUGACAAUCCCAAACUAAUUGCUCUGAGAUAUGCCAAAACCUGGUUGGCUUUUGACAUCAUCUCCACAAUCCCUUCAGAACUUGCUCAGAGUGUUUUGCCUCCUCCUCUUGAGACCUAUGGAUACUUCAAUAUCCUUCGUCUAUGGCGUCUCCGAAGAGUCAGUGCAAUGUUUGCCAGAUUGGAAAAAGACAGGAACUAUAGCUACUUCUGGGUUCGAUACUUAAAGCUUAUCUUCGUUACUCUCCUUACAGUUCAUUGUGCCGGUUGCUUUUUCUAUUUUCUUGCUGUACGUAAUCGUAACCCGAGAAGGACAUGGCUUGGGCUUAUCACAGAUAACUUUCAUGAUAUCAGUUUGUGGGAUCGGUAUGUGACCUCAAUGUACUGGUCCAUAAUCACCCUUACAACUACUGGCUAUGGUGAUUUGCAUCCUGUAAAUUCACAGGAGAUGAUAUUUGAUAUCUUCUAUAUGCUUUUUAAUCUUGGGCUGCAAGCUUACUUGAUUGGAAACAUGACUAACUUGAUUGUCCAUGGGACUGCUCGAACUAGACAAUUUAGAGAUACUAUUCAAGCUGCCACAAGUUUUGCGCAACGAAACCAAAUACCUGAUCGCCUGCAUGAGCAGAUGCUUGCUCAUUUGUGUUUGAAGUACAGAACUAAUUCAGAAGGGCUGCAGCAGCAAGAGACUCUUGAUGCACUCCCUAAAGCCAUUAGAUCAAGUAUUUCACACUAUCUCUUCUAUCCACUUGUUGACAGUGUCUACUUGUUCCAGGGGGUAUCAAGAGACUUGCUUUUCCAACUGGUCUCCGAGAUGAAGGCUGAGUAUUUUCCUCCAAAAGAAGAUGUAAUUUUGCAGAAUGAAGCACCCACUGACUUGUAUAUAGUAGUCACUGGCGCUGUGGAAUUAAUUUUGCGAAGGAAUGGAGCAGAACCGGUUGUUCGUGAAGCGAAGACAGGAGACGUUGUUGGUGAGAUUGGCGUGAUUUGCUACAGGCCUCAAAUGGUCACCGUUCGUACGAAAGGACUCUGUCAGCUUCUGCGUUUGAACCGUACAGCUUUCUUAAAUAUUGUUCAGGCAAAUGUUGGAGAUGGAACAAUUAUCAUGAACAAUUUUCUUCAGUAUUUGAAAGAAAUAGAGGAUCCCCUGAUGCAAGGAAUCUUGGCGGACAUAGAGCACAUGCUGGCUCGGGGUAGAAUGGAUUUGCCUCUUAGUUUAUGCUUUGCUGCAAAGAGGGGUGAUGAUUUGUUGCUGCACCAUUUGCUCAGGCGGGGUUCAGAUCCAAAUGAGAUGGAUGAUAAUGGAAGAACAGCUAUGCAUAUUGCAGCAUCGAAUGGAAGCGAGCACUGCGCACUCUUACUUUUAGAAUUUGGAGCAGAUCCUAACAUUCAAGAUUCGGAAGGAAAUGUUCCUCUGUGGGAAGCAAUAUCAGGGAAACAUGAAUCUUUGAUCAAACUUCUUUUAGACAAUGGAGCAGAUAUAACUUCUGGCAAUGUGGGUAGUUUUGCUUGUGCUGCUGUUGAGCAAAACAACUUACAGCUUCUUAAAGACAUAGCCAAACAUGGAGGUGAUGUAACGCUGCCCAAGAGCAAUGGGACUACAGCACUUCACACAGCAGUAUGUGAAGGAAAUGUUGAGAUAGUUAAGUUCCUCUUAGAAAAAGGAGCGGAUGCUGACAAGCCGGAUAGCUACGGAUGGAAUCCUAAGGGUUUGGCAGAGCAUCAGGGACAUGAAGAAAUAAUAGAAUUGUUUAAGAAGAAAUCAGAGAUUAAGAAACCAACUAUUGUUUCAAUGGCAAAAGAUCCUGUGCUACCACACCAUGGGAAGUUCCGGAGUGAGCCCGCCUUACCUCCCUAUGCCCGGGAUAGUAGGCCAUCCAGCUCUGAAAUAUUAUCAACGGAAAAUACUUGGAGAAGAGCUAAAAACUUCCGUAAUUCACUUUUUGGGGUCAUGUCAGCUGCCAAUACUGGUGAGAGAGAGAAAGACUUUGCAACAUCUUCAGGCAUUUUUCCCAGUACCCGAAGUAAGAUAAGCUAUCCGGCCAGAGUGAUUCUUAGCUGCCCGGAAAAAGGUGAAACUGCCGCAAAGCUUGUGCUUCUUCCAGAGUCCCUUCAAGAACUACUUGACAUUGGUGCCAAAAAAUUUCAGUUUAGUCCCACCAAAGUCUUAACCAAAGAAGGAGCUGAAAUUGAAGACAUACAGCUUGUUAGAGAUGGUGACCAUCUUCUUGUUGUUGGUGAUGCUGGGAUUUGAUGAUGCAAAAGACCAGAAAUGGGAUG